AUGGUAACUGCAAAGUGGGCAAGCAGAGUUCUGUUAGAAGACAUUAGAGCUAAUAAUGAUAUAUCUGGUAAGGCUUUGAAUGUUUUGUUAUGGAAUAGAUACAAUGUGCAAAUGGCUACUAGUACUUUGUAUCGCGUCAGAGCAAGGGCUUUAAUAGAGAUACAUGGUGGCUUUGAUGAAUCUUAUGCAUUUUUGCCUGGUUAUUGUGAGAUGAUUAGGAGAAUUAACCCUGGUUCAGAUGCUACUUGUGUAUGGAAUCCAACAACUCAUGUUGACAGGCCAUUGGAUUUUGUCACAAUCUUCAUUUCUUUUAAGCCUUGUUUGGAUGGGCUAAGGGAUGGAGUUAGGGGUUUUGUGGGAGUUUAUGGAACUCACUUGAAAGGGAAUUGUGUGGGGGGGGGGGGGGGGGUUCUACUGUCUGCUAUUGCAUUAGAUGGGAACAAUGAGUUGUUUCCAUUUGCAUGGGGAAUUGUGUCUACUGAAGAUUCAGAUACAUGGAGCUUUUUUGUUCAUCAUUUGAGAGAUCUACUAAGAGCAACUGGAAGAGGAGAUAAUUGGUGCAUCAUCUCAGAUAGGAAAAAGGGUAUUGAAGCUACACUUGACAAGGUCUGGCUAGAUGUUGAUAGGAGAUACUGCACCAAACAUUUGGCUGCCAUGGAAGAAAGCACUUCCAGGUCCAUUAAUGCUCUCUCUGUUUUGGAAAGCAUGUGGUGCCUAUUCAGAAUUUACCUUUAA
This is a messenger RNA of Chenopodium quinoa (quinoa), 735 nucleotides long. RefSeq lists its product as uncharacterized. Lineage: Eukaryota; Viridiplantae; Streptophyta; Magnoliopsida; Caryophyllales; Amaranthaceae. The transcript has 2 exons. The coding region runs from base 1 to 735 and encodes 244 amino acids. The record is from RefSeq and is a predicted model, not a curated record.